AUGAGUGCAGAAGAAACUGAUCCACUUUUAGCUGCCUUAAAUGCUGAAAACGGAGAAGAAGCAGGAACAGAUGCUCAACCAGAGGCAGCACCAGUUGAUCCACAACGAGCACAAGCUUUACGAAAAUUCAAAGAGAAGUUGGUAGAUCAUAGGAAUUGGGAUGCUAAAUUAAAGCAACUUAGACUUCAUAUUCGAGAUUUAGAUAAAGAUUAUGAUAAAACUGAAAAUGAUAUUAAAGCAUUGCAAUCAGUAGGGCAAAUAAUCGGUGAAGUUUUAAAACAAUUGGAUGAUGAUAGAUUUAUUGUUAAAGCUUCAAGUGGUCCACGUUAUAUAGUAGGAUGUCGUAAUACAAUUAAAAAGGAAAGUUUAAAGAAUGGAAUUAGAGUAUCAUUGGAUAUGACCACAUUAACUAUUAUGAGAAUUUUACCAAGAGAAGUUGAUCCAUUGGUUUAUAAUAUGACUACAUUCGAACCAGGAGAUAUAUCGUUUAAUGGUAUUGGUGGUUUAACAGAUCAAAUUAGAGAAUUAAGAGAAGUCAUUGAAUUACCAUUAAAGAAUCCUGAAUUAUUCAUAAGAGUUGGUAUAAAGCCUCCUAAGGGUGUAUUAUUAUAUGGUCCUCCUGGUACUGGUAAAACUCUUUUAGCAAAAGCAGUAGCUGCUACUAUUGGAGCUAAUUUCAUUUUUUCACCUGCAUCUGCUAUUGUUGAUAAAUAUAUUGGUGAAUCAGCCAGAUUAAUAAGAGAAAUGUUUGCUUAUGCUAAAGAACAUGAACCUUGUAUUAUUUUUAUGGAUGAAGUUGAUGCUAUUGGUGGUCGUAGAUUCAGUGAAGGUACUUCUGCUGAUAGAGAAAUUCAAAGAACAUUAAUGGAAUUAUUAAAUCAAAUGGAUGGUUUUGAUACUCUUGGGCAAACUAAAAUCAUUAUGGCAACUAAUAGACCAGAUACUUUGGAUCCUGCAUUAUUAAGAGCUGGUAGAUUGGAUAGAAAGAUUGAAAUUCCAUUACCAAAUGAAGCUGGAAGAUUAGAAAUCUUUAAAAUUCAUACUUCUAAAGUUUCCAAACAAGGUGAAUUCGAUUUUGAAGCUUUAGUGAAGAUGAGUGAUGGAUUCAAUGGUGCUGAUAUCAGAAAUGUUAUUACUGAAGGUGGUUUCUUUGCCAUUCGUGAUGAUAGAGAUUAUAUACUUCAAAAUGACUUAUUGAAAGCUGUUAGAAAAGUAGCAGACGUUAAAAAGUUAGAAGGAAAGUUAGAAUAUGAAAAAUUAUAA
Scheffersomyces coipomensis is the source of this 1263-nucleotide messenger RNA. RefSeq names its product proteasome regulatory particle base subunit (gene RPT4). Gene Ontology annotation, cellular component: proteasome regulatory particle, base subcomplex; cytosolic proteasome complex. Gene Ontology annotation, biological process: positive regulation of RNA polymerase II transcription preinitiation complex assembly. The record is from RefSeq and is a predicted model, not a curated record. NCBI's taxonomy places the organism in Eukaryota, Fungi, Ascomycota, Pichiomycetes, Serinales, Debaryomycetaceae. Gene Ontology annotation, molecular function: ATP hydrolysis activity; ATP binding; proteasome-activating activity. The transcript has a single exon. Bases 1 to 1263 code for a protein of 420 amino acids.